AUGAGCUACCGAGGAGGAGGACUCCCCUACGGAGGACGCGCGCCCGUCAGCUACGACGACGUCGACUCGUCUCGCGACUCACGGACUCCUGGCGACCGCAACGGCUACGGCGCGGGAGGACGCGGCGGGUACGACAGGGACUACAGGGGUGGAGGACGAGGCUACGACCGUGACUACGAGCGGGACCGGGGCGGAGGGUACCGCGGAGGAGGCUACGAACGGCGGAGGAGCAGGAGUCCAGUCAGGCGGGACGGGGACGGCGGGCGUGGUGGCAGGCCCAGGGCGUACGACUACGACGACGAUUACAGCAGACGGGAUCGUGGCGGCUACCGAUCUCGCUCUCCUCCACCACGCUCUGGGCGCCGCCACACUCGCUCUCCUUCCAGUUCUCCGCCUCGACGACGACGCGACUCGCGCUCUCCGUCCCGAAGUCGUUCUCCCCGGUCGCGCUCUCCUCCUCCUGCUCCGCGCGACCGUAGGCGGGACGACGACCAAGACGAGCGGAAAGAGAAGCGCGCAGGGAAGGGGAAAGAGCCGGGUGUGGUCACGGCGGACGAUGCGGCUGAGGUCGAUGAGCAGGACAUCGCGGCAUUGAUGGGCUUCGGCGGGUUCGGCACAACGCAGGGCAAGGCGCACGAGGACGACAUUUCCGCUGUGAGCAAGCGGCAAGAACGGCACUAUCGUCAAUACAUGAACCGCAAGGGAGGUUUCAAUCGGCCGCUUGACAAGAUUCGCUGA
Rhodotorula toruloides NP11 is the source of this 738-nucleotide messenger RNA. Its product is annotated as cyclophilin-RNA interacting protein. The transcript has 5 exons. Lineage: Eukaryota; Fungi; Basidiomycota; Microbotryomycetes; Sporidiobolales; Sporidiobolaceae. The record is from RefSeq and is a predicted model, not a curated record. Gene Ontology annotation, cellular component: precatalytic spliceosome. Gene Ontology annotation, biological process: RNA splicing. Bases 1 to 738 code for a protein of 245 amino acids.